This is a messenger RNA of Neoarthrinium moseri, 1572 nucleotides long. RefSeq lists its product as uncharacterized. The record is from RefSeq and is a predicted model, not a curated record. The transcript has a single exon. The coding region runs from base 1 to 1572 and encodes 523 amino acids. Lineage: Eukaryota; Fungi; Ascomycota; Sordariomycetes; Amphisphaeriales; Apiosporaceae.
AUGAUGUUCGCCUUGGGAAUCGGCCGCCUCCUAGCUAAUAAAUCAAACCCAGGAUCAAAGGAGGAUGGCCGUGAGCAAUCCACACUUAAACCAGCCCCUAGAUCCGAUGCCGAGCAAUCCAAUCAGCGGAAGAACACUGACAAACACGCAAAAAGAUCUCGCCCUAUCGAUAUACCUAAGAGCCCAAUGGUACUGGAAACACCAAGACAGCUUUUCGAACAGGGGUCUGUGCAAGUCUAUCAGCAGUACAUCGACAUAUUCGGCUGGAACACACCGUUCGAUGCGCUUUACGGUGACUUGUCUGGUGUAAGAAACUAUCAUCCACAUGAGUUGGCGCAGUGCCUACACGGCCAGAGACCAUAUGCUUUCAGGCCUUGUGAGCAACUCAGAGGGCCAGAGUCUUUCCAACAACGACGAAGAUUAGGACGUGCCCGCGAUAAACCCAUCAGAGUCACGGGCAGUCAUAAUUCAGUUGGUCUUCGACAGCGACCUGCCAGCGCUCCAUCUCUCAAGGCAGCACAAAACCAGAAAGGAAAAUCAUCCGAUCGCCACCACAACGACGUUUCACACAGAAGGCAAUCAACACACCACCCGAGGCAGUGGCAUAGCUACAAGCAUUUUGCUCCGCACCAGCCUCAUAUCAAAAAGCAUGAGUCUGGUCUACACCACCGACCUAACCGCCUCGUCAAACCAGUUGCUGGUCUUCAUCAUCCCAAUUUGGACGACUUUACUUUCGGACGCACACGGAAACCGAAACAUGAACCUCACCGUGGCGAUACCGGAGAACCCGUCAAAGGUCAUGAUCACGGCUUAGAUACGCUAGAGCCCCAGCGCUCACCCAGCACUCAAAAUGUCAAUUUUCAGACUGAGGAAUGUAUCUUCGAGAUGUCAGAUGAUGAGACUAUGCUCCAGCCUAAGUUUGACCAAUCAUCGAGAUCAGACUGGCAACCUGAACUGGGAGCGAAGUCUCUAUCUUAUAACAAAGGACACCGACGAGCCCAGUUACGGCACAUUCGCCUCGACUCAGCCGAUUGUGCCAUUGAGUCAAGCUCAAAUUCAGACGAUAACCCCAGACGACGUGUCAAGCAUAGAAGACGAGCGCCGAAUUAUCAAACUCAGCGGCGCCACGUGCCACGGGAGCCAACAAUCGAGGAACAUGAAGAAGUGAACUCCUUCUUGAACAAGCUAUCCUUCAACAAUCAUAACAAGCAGCAAGCGAAGCCCAACACACAUCAGGACGCUCCAACUGAUGUGAAUAGAAUACCUCGCCACCGGCAUGUCGUAAGGAAGCAACAGGCAUCGGUGCAUCGCUAUCUCGCUGUAGCUCAUCAGCAACUUGCGAUUGCACAGCCGGAAUUCGUGCCUGAUUUCGAGAUGACCGACGAAGCAAGGCUCGAUGCUCAAGUGGUGGAGACGAAUGAAGCAAGGGCGAAACUCCAGAGACUGGUCAAGUUGGCACGAAAAACAAAGGAACUUCCUGGCUUCCGGCAGGCUGAGCCGCUCCCAGAGCGGUAUCACCAGGCCCCUUCUCAGUGGGAACUGGAUGAGAAGGUAGCUGCAUCAACGUUCUAA